This is a messenger RNA of Arthroderma uncinatum, 786 nucleotides long. RefSeq lists its product as uncharacterized. NCBI's taxonomy places the organism in Eukaryota, Fungi, Ascomycota, Eurotiomycetes, Onygenales, Arthrodermataceae. The record is from RefSeq and is a predicted model, not a curated record. The transcript has a single exon. Bases 1 to 786 code for a protein of 261 amino acids.
AUGCGCCAUUCCCAACAAGACGGCAACAAUUCAACGAAGGAGCUGAUAGAAAUCUUGCGAGGAAUUAACCUACAAUCUAGCCCGGUCGAGCUGGCAAAGCUAUUUACAAAAACCAUCGACGAGCGAAACGCUGCCCGAAGAUGCCUCUCUCUCGCACUAGCAACAAUCCAAGAUCUUGAAACCCACCUUGACGAACACCGAUCGAUCCUUAUGGAAACACAGGCUAUUCUCUCAGAACACGUACGCAGCGAGCAGGGCUAUCUCUCGUUCCUCAUGGCCGCCGAGCCAAGAUGGAUUCUAGACACAUGGAUAUCCCUCCCCGCCAACGAAAAACUACUGGGUGUUGUGGAGUAUAAAUGGAGCCGAGGGGAAACACAACGUGCUUUGAACGAGCUAUGUCUUGUGCGCAAAGGUAUACCAACAUCUGGUAUAGAUUGGAUACUAUGCCUGCUCAUAGAAACCGCUAUCCUUUGCUCAUGUGAUGAACACCUAGCGGCUCAUUCGAAUGCAGAUGAAGCCCUGAUUGCGUGCGAGGCACUGCAUAGGGAAGGUAAUUUUACCGUGGCUCGCGAGCUAAGUGGUAUCGCAAACUUUUUGCAUGGGAAGGUUUUCAUGGCGGAAAAGGAUUGGGACGAGGCGUAUUCGGCUUUUUCGGAAGCUCUUUUCGUUCCUGGGUACCAAAGCAGGGCAAACGAACUGAAAGCUAUUGCAUGCAGAGAGUCUAAUCGAGAGGAACCACAGUCGGAGUCUUCUUCUGAGGAAUCGGAAGACUCUGCUGAUAGUUAA